UUCAUUAGGGCCGGGGCUGAGGAGUGCCGGUGGUGUUCCUCCGGGGCUUCAGGAUGGCGCAGGAGUUGGUGUUGAGCCAGCUGGGGCCGGGGCGGGUGGUGGUCUUCGUCAAGCCCACCUGCCCCUACUGCCGCCGGGCCCGGGACCUGCUGCUCCGCUACCGCUUCAAGCCGGCCGGCCUCCGCUUCGUCGACAUCACCGCCCACCCCCACCCGGACGCCCUCCAGGAUUACCUGCUGCGGCUCACCGGGGCCAGGACGGUUCCUCGGGUCUUUAUCGGCACACGGUGUAUUGGUGGAUGCUCUGAGCUUACCUCUCUGGACCAAAGUGGAGAGCUUUUGCCUCAGCUACAACAAAUUGGGGCUCUACAAGAAUAGCAGCGUCCAGUGAGCCAAAGCUGAUGUGAGUCUCCCUCCCUCUGAAUUUAGAAUCUUGGAAGAUGAAUUUGCCAAAAGCGUGUAACUAAGGCCUGGACUUGGAUUUGGCCACUCCAUCUAUCCAGCAAGAACUUAACUUCCUACUCUAAGAGAACCUUUACCUGAUUGUGUGCAAGUCAUGGACCUUGACUUGUUUCCAGAAAACAUGUGUUUUGAACUAAUGCAUGUUCUGUCCAGCCAGGAUUGCUCUGUGUGGGGUAUGGAUGUGUGCUCUCCCUAUAGACCUUAUCUGUUAGAGCAAAACUUCCCCUGUAUCUCCAUGAAGUGAAGGUCUCUCGUUCUCCUGAAUUGUAUUUUUCAAGAGCUGUAAAACUGUCAUCAGCCCCAGGGAGAGCUGGGUCAAAUUAAUCCUAGUCUUGGACUGCCCAAAUUCCUGCCUGGACUCUCCCCAGGGGCCAGACUGACUCUUCAUAUAAGCUGAUCUUUGGGGUCUUGUUUGGUUACAUUUUCUGUAUUCUGCAGCUUGAUUCUGAGAUGUAUUCUUUUUUGUAAACUUGAAUGUGUCUGUGUGUCUCUCCCCAUCUCCCCUUAUAUGUCUUCUCUAAUAUCUUCCCUCUGUCCUCAUUUAGUUAAUGAUCACCCCUGUCAUUGUGGUGCUGUAUCUUUGGAAAAUAAACUUUCACAUAUCUAAAGCUUU
Tachyglossus aculeatus (Australian echidna) is the source of this 1074-nucleotide messenger RNA. RefSeq names its product glutaredoxin (gene GLRX). Bases 54 to 377 code for a protein of 107 amino acids. The transcript is spliced from 3 exons. Lineage: Eukaryota; Metazoa; Chordata; Mammalia; Monotremata; Tachyglossidae. The record is from RefSeq and is a predicted model, not a curated record.